CCUUAGCAAAGCAAGAUGGCGGCCGUCGUAGAGAGAGUUGAUGGAUGUGUUGGGUCCUUGGACUCGGACUCGGUGUCACCGAGACAGUCGAGCCCUGGCCCGGACCAGCCGCACCAGAACAACCCGCUGCUAGGACUGCCCAUUGUGGCCAUUGAGGCUAUUCUCAAUUUCAUGUCUUACGAUGAAAUCAGCCUGCUGCGCUCGGUUUGUAAGCGCAUGGAUAUGAUAUGCCAGCGGGUCCUGAAUCAGGGCUUCCUGAAGGUGGAGCGGUACCACAGUCUGUGCCAGAGGCAAGUCAAGGCCCAGCUGCCCAGGCGAGAGUCGGAGAGGAGAAAUCAUUCACUGGCCCGUCACGCUGACAUCCUGGCUGCUGUGGAGACACGCCUCUCUCUGCUCAACAUGACCUUCAUGAAAUAUGUCGACUCCAACCUCUGCUGCUUCAUCCCUGGAAAGGUGAUAGAUGAGAUUUACCGUGUGCUGCGAUACGUCAACUCCACUCGAGCCCCCCAGCGAGCUCAUGAAGUCCUGCAGGAGUUGAGGGAUAUCUCCUCCAUGGCCAUGGAGUACUUUGAUGAGAAGAUCGUCCCAAUCCUGAAGAAGAAGCUGCCAGGGGCCGACCUAUCUGGACGCCUCAUUGGCUCUACACCAGUGGCAGGUCCAUCUACCUCCCUCACCACCAUGUCCCUGCUGGCCAAGAACACGCCGUCGCGCUCCGAGAUGUCCAAGGUUCAGCAGCAAGUGAAGGUGAAUGGGGCGUCAAUGACAGUGCUGCGAAGGGAGAUGCAGGAAAUCCGUGUGAAGCAGCUGGAGCAGCAGAAGCAGCUGCAGGACCAGGAGCAGAAGCUGCUGGAACAGACCCAGGUGAUCGGGGAGCAGAACGCCCGCCUCGCUGACCUGGAACACAAGCUGCGUGAACUGAUGGACAGUAGUGCAGCUGCUAUGGGAGGACCCAGGCCCAGCACAGCUGUCCCUUCCACAUCCAGCAGCGCUGCAGUCUCUUCCACUGUCGCCAGCACAUCUGCUACCGUGUUGGCAAGUGGCAGCAUGGCCGCAGCGUGUCUAUCCAGAGAAGAGCCAGAGAGCGAGGCAGGGUCGUCACUGAAACGCACUAGAAAGAGCUCAGACCUUCCACGACAGUCCAAAAGGCUGCGCAGCAAGAAAUAAGAGACUCUGUGUGUCUUUAAGUUUUGUUUUUGGUUUCAAGGUCUGACUGAUCACACUUUCUGCCCAAUCCCCCACGUCACUGCCCACCUACCAAAACUCAUCACCAGGACUGUCUGUGAGAUGAGUCAGCAGUAUCCUGUACACUUCACCACUGUUCUCUGCGACCCCCCCAACCAAUCGGAGUAUUGGCAGGUGGUCGGCCCUUUCAGCUAAUACUAUUUAUUGAAGGUUACAUUAAAAUUACUGUAUAGCUUUUUAUUGUAGAUGCUUUUCUAAGAUGCUUAUGUUUGCAAGAAAUCGGUAUGGCUGAACAGAAAUUCAGAUAUUUGCUUAAUUUGGUCAGCAUUAGUUGAAUUGAACUUGUUGACGCACUUCCCGUUUCUGAAACUAAAUCUACCAAGAGAUUGUAUUUCAGUUCUAAUAAUUCUAACCUAAAUAAUACACCUCCGCAAGUUGCAUGUUUGGGAUAAUCAGUGAUCCUUUUUGUCAUUUUUACAUGGGGAAGAAGGCUAAAUCCAUAAGUAUUAAUUUCAGUCACACUUGCUUCUUCCUAACAUUGGCAAUCAUAAUCAUCAAAAAAAAUGAGAAGUAAUUAAUAUAUUUUGCUGGGAGCAUGGUUGGUCUGUCUGCUCAGAUCACUUUGAUCUGAUCACUUUGAAUCACCAUGGAAAGGAAAGGAAAAGAAGUAAGGAGUCUGUGUUUAGGUGUUGAGUUCAAGUGUCACCUGUAAUCCUCUACUGCAGACAGUUGUAGUGCUGGUGUUUAUGACACUCUGUUACUGUAUGAGGACAAAGAAAGUUUCUUUGUCCUCAUACAGUAACGUGGUUGAAGCUUCAACCACGUACCCCAACAUUUUGUAAAAUAUUAUUUUGUCAAGUGGUAAAUAGUUUGACAAAUUAAUUUCAGCCAAAAGUUCCUUGCUAGCUCUUCCAACACAUUCAACCACAUCUCAUCAUCUUCAUCUGCACGACAUGACAGUGGAGCAAACUCGCCUGCUAAUGAGGAUCUUGAGAUGUUGUUAAAAGCCUUUGAAAAGCAGUAAGUUUGAAGACUGCAAGACAUGGUUGAAAGCUCUGGCAAAAUGACCUUGAUUUAUAUAUAUUUUUUCAUUAAAUGUCUAUUUCUCAAGAUCCGCUUCCUAGCUAAUCUUAAGCAUAUUUUCUUCUUUAACACACACUGGACUCCCGCUGUUACUAUUUAACAGCCUAUAAAUUUGUUGUUAAUCAGUGGAAACAGAAAAACAUGUUUAUGGUUCUUAAAAGGCAACGUAGAAAUAAUGUAACAUUGAAAACACUUAACUAUAUGAAAUGGCAUUUUGAGUGUUUGCUCAUCCAAAUAAGACAGUUUCCUACUUCCUUUAUAGUGACAUGCACAUUUAGUUUUUCUUCUCCAUGUUUAGAUCUCCAUCUGACUGACUUCUCUCUCCACCCAAAAGCAAAUUAAAUUAGGGAAAUAAAUGGAUGUACUCUAUCGGCAUGGAUAGUGAUGAUAGAGAUAAGUGGGAAAAUACAUUUGUGACCCUAAAAGUGGUGUCACUUUUUUCUAUUAAAUGUUGUCACAUCAACCUUAACAUCGGAGUUUAAUAUCAGCCAGUUGCAGUUAGUGAAAGGGAACGAUCAGAACUUCAGGCUGCAGUUAGCAGUGACAGUAGAGGGGUGCUAGGUGACAUGUUCUACAUUUAUGCUCAACAGAAUAAGAGAAGUUCCCCUGGGUGGUACUCUUCCCCUGUACAAACUGGCCUCUUGCCUUGUGAGGCUGGGUUAGCUCUGAGCCCAUAUUGUGGCUGCACUUUUUCUUUGUUUAAACUCUUCUGUGGAUGACCUGAACCACUCAUGGCAUGAACUUUUGGUUGAAAAAACAUUGGAGAUGCAGUUCACAUCAUGGUGAACACAAGCCUGUAUUAUAAUGACAUUCGGCAGAAAAACACAAGAUGUAAUCUAGUGGCUUAAUUUGAGACUGCGUCUCAGUUUAGGAAAUUGUACUGUAAUCUUCAUGUACUUUAAAGUGUAGAUUGUGAAUUAUUUCAUGUAUGUAUACCAAGAAAACUAUCUUUUGAGUUGGCCAACUUGGGGCUAACUGUAUGGUUUUGUUGAACACAUUGCUGUUACAAAUGUACAAAUCAAACCUAUUAAAAACUCACCUUAUUCACAUA
Messenger RNA from Centropristis striata (black sea bass), 3316 nucleotides. It is a transcript of the gene fbxo28, whose product is annotated as F-box protein 28. Gene Ontology annotation, molecular function: protein binding. NCBI's taxonomy places the organism in Eukaryota, Metazoa, Chordata, Actinopteri, Perciformes, Serranidae. Gene Ontology annotation, biological process: protein polyubiquitination. Bases 16 to 1164 code for a protein of 382 amino acids. The transcript has 5 exons. The record is from RefSeq and is a predicted model, not a curated record.